UCACUAACAUCCAGUGUGCAGGGAGAUCAUCAGCACACACACUGCUGCACAUCACACACACUCUGUUACAGACGGCGUCACCUCUUCAUCUCUCAAAGACAAUCAUCAAAAACUGAAGAUGGGGAAAAUUAACGGAUGCCUGAAAUGCCUCUUUAUCUUCUUCAACAUAUUAUAUGCAAUCAUUGGAUGUGUGAUGAUCUUCGGGACGGUUAAAAUCAGCAUCUACAGCCAGCAGAUGUCAGCGGUCGGCUCCCCGAGUUUGGGAUGGCUCUGGGUGUUUAACAUCGGUGUCCUCGGCAUCUCCUGUCUGGGAAUCUACGCCGCGUGUUCUGAGAAAGUCCUCGCCCUCAAAAUAUUUGCAGGAUUCAUGGUGGUCGGGAUGAUCAUCAUGCUGAUCAUUGGGAUCAUCGUCGUGGUGUUCAGGGACAAGCUCAAACAGAACUUUGACACCGCCUCGUCUGAGUUCGUGAAGCCGUACUUGGAGAAUGAACAGCUGAGGGGACAGUUCGAUGGGCUGCAGAAAGCAGGCCAGUGUUGUGGACUGGGGAGCUACUCAGACUGGGGCGAUGAGAUCCCUGAAUCCUGCGGGUGUCGGCCUCAUCUAUGA
This is a messenger RNA of Notolabrus celidotus (New Zealand spotty), 607 nucleotides long. Its product is annotated as 23 kDa integral membrane protein-like. The coding region runs from base 119 to 607 and encodes 162 amino acids. Gene Ontology annotation, cellular component: membrane. The record is from RefSeq and is a predicted model, not a curated record. The transcript has 6 exons. Lineage: Eukaryota; Metazoa; Chordata; Actinopteri; Labriformes; Labridae.